GUAGAUUGCAGUAUCCUUGAAUUGCAGUCUUGUUAGAUGGAGACGCAAGUUCAUGGCCGCGAAGAAGACGAUCCUUGGCUGGCUCCAGACAAAGUAUACCAUGUAAUAUUCUGCUUCUCCAUAUCUCUUCUCUUCUCAACUCUCGCCUCUCUCUCCGGCAACUCCUUUCUACGACGUCACUCCAUCUGGAUCGGAUCUGCGUUCUCACUUGCCGCUGGAGCGGCAAAAGAAGCUGCCGAUCAAUUUGGUAUAUUCCCUUCCGCAGGUGCUUCCGCUAGAGACGCCGUCGCGGACGCCAUUGGAGUUGUGAUCGCUGCUUUGGUUCUCUUCCUCUGGAAAUCUCGCAGAUCACGUACCCGACCCAUCCUUCCGAUUUGAAUCUUCUUACUAAUUGCUGUCGAUUCGAGAAAAUACGAUUCAGAUUAGCUUAUAUAUAAUCCAUUGAAGCUUGUCAGUGUUGUAUCCUCCGAAAAUCUAGUGAAUAUAUCAAAAGGUUGAUCGAUUUGAUCAUCACAAUUUUGGUAAUCAGUCUCCUUUAUUUUGAAUUGUUGAAAUGAAAACAUGCAAGUUGCAGUGAGAGUGUUCAUCGAAGUGAAUGGCUUGAAUAAAACUGUACUCAGAUU
This is a messenger RNA of Arabidopsis arenosa, 623 nucleotides long. The record is from the annotation of a GenBank genome assembly. NCBI's taxonomy places the organism in Eukaryota, Viridiplantae, Streptophyta, Magnoliopsida, Brassicales, Brassicaceae.